UCCGCAUAAAAUCUAUUAUCGUGCAUUGAAUCGCUUCCAAAUACCUUCCCAAGUUUUCUUUUCUCUCCUUCUCUUGCAUUUAGAUUUGAUAGAUAGGCGGGACUCUUAUAGUGCAAGAAUCAAGUUUCUGUAUCGGACGUAGGAAAAAAUGGCAGGGGAAGAGAAGUGUUGUGUUGUCACAGGAGGAAGGGGAUUUGCAGCACGGCAUUUAGUGGAAAUGCUGAUCCGAUCUAGAAAAUGGUCAGUUUGCAUUGCUGACUUGGCCCCAUCUAUCAAGCUUGAACCUGAAGAGGAGGAGGGAAUCCUUGGGGAAGCUCUUCAAUCGGGGCGUGCCAAAUAUGUGUCUGCCGAUCUUCGCAACAAGUCCCAAGUGAUCAAGGCAUGCCAAGGGGCUGAGGUUAUCUUUCACAUGGCUGCCCCAGAUUCAUCCAUCAAUAAUUAUCAGCUUCAGCAUUCGGUCAAUGUUGAAGGAACUAAAAAUGUUAUCGAUGCUUGUGUUGAGUGCAAAGUAAAGAGACUUAUCUAUACAAGUUCUUCUAGUGUGGUCUUUGAUGGAGUUCAUGGAAUAUUUAAUGGAGAUGAAUCAAUGCCAUAUCCACCUAAGCACAAUGAUUUUUAUUCAGCAACUAAAGCUAAAGGAGAGGAACUGGUCAUCAAGUCAAAUGGUACAAAUGGGCUUUUGACAUGCUGCAUACGUCCCAGUAGCAUUUUUGGUCCUGGUGACAAGCUUUUGGUUCCAUCAUUAGUUUCGGCUGCAAGGGCUGGAAAAUCUAAGUUCAUCAUUGGUGAUGGAAAUAACUUGUAUGAUUUCACAUAUGUUGAAAAUGUGGCUCAUGCGCAUAUAUGUGCUGAGCAAACCCUAGCUUCAGAAGGAGAAGGUGCAAAGAGAGCUGCAGGGCAGGCAUACUUUAUAACAAAUAUGGAGCCAAUAAAGUUUUGGGAGUUCAUGUCAAUGAUUCUUGAAGGUCUUGGCUAUGAAAGGCCAAGAAUCAAAAUCCCUGCCUCUGUUAUGAUGYCGAUCGCAUAUAUAGUGGAGUGGACAUAUAGGAUCUUAGCCCCAUAUGGCAUGCGGGUUCCACAGCUAACACCUUCAAGAAUCAGACUCCUCUCAUGCAGCAGGACUUAUAAUUGUUCAAAAGCCAAGGAUCAACUUGGCUAUUCGCCUAUUGUCCCACUUCAGGAGGGUCUGAAAAGGAUGAUUGAGUCAUAUCCACACUUGAGAGCUGAGUGUCAACCUAAAAGAGAUGGCCCAUCUAAGGUUUUCAUAUAUCUUGGAAGUGGAAAGGUUGCCAACACACUCCUGUGGAAAGAGAAAAAGCAGACGCUAACCACAGUGCUAGUCAUGAUUGCUUUUUACUAUUACUUCAUUGCGUCUGGAUACACUGCCAUAACUGCCAUCUCAAAGCUUCUCUUUGCAGUCACAGUCUUCCUGUUUGUCCAUGGCCUUCUACCUGCAAAAAUAUUAGGCUAUACAAUUGAGAAAAUCCCUGCAUCCAAUUUUUGCUUUUCUGAAGAGACAUCACAGAAGGUUGCUCUAUUGGCUGCAUCCACAUGGAACUCUGCAAUUAACAUUCUAAAAGUUCUCUACAUGGGAAAGAACUGGAAACUGUUCGUCAAGGUUAUUGUUUGUCUAUUGAUUCUCAGCUUACUUGGAACCACUUCACUUCAGAGAAUAUUUAUUACAGGAGUACCCUUUGCCUUUACAGCAUUCUAUGUGUAUGAGAAAAAGGAAGAGGAAAUUGAUGGUUUGAUCCAUGGAGCUUUUUCGUUUGGAUGGAAACUGAAAUCCGAUAUCAGCAAGAAAUUGCUGAUUUCCAAAUGACAGAGCAGCAUGAUAAAGMUCUAGUUUUCUUCGGUUUAUUCUUGAUCCUUUUCAGCCUUAAGCGCUUAGACGAGCUUUUUGUGAUUUGAGAUGUGGUUGAAAUUGCUGUAUUUGUAGCGUCUCUGUAUUCUGUAUCCCCUGCAGGCAUGCAUCACUUGGUCAUUCAAAAUGUAUAAACUGUUCAGUGUACUGUGAUUUGAAUUUUCAUGUGUUUAAAUUUUAUGAUUUGAAAUUUUCUAGCAGAUAUUUUAAUGAAAUUGUUGUAUUUGGUGUGUUUUGGUUUA
Molecule: messenger RNA, 2106 nt
Organism: Nelumbo nucifera (sacred lotus)
Lineage: Eukaryota; Viridiplantae; Streptophyta; Magnoliopsida; Proteales; Nelumbonaceae
Product: 3beta-hydroxysteroid-dehydrogenase/decarboxylase
Biological process (GO): steroid biosynthetic process
Molecular function (GO): oxidoreductase activity, acting on the CH-OH group of donors, NAD or NADP as acceptor
Source: RefSeq, a predicted model, not a curated record